This is a messenger RNA of Chenopodium quinoa (quinoa), 807 nucleotides long. RefSeq lists its product as uncharacterized. The record is from RefSeq and is a predicted model, not a curated record. The coding region runs from base 58 to 474 and encodes 138 amino acids. The transcript is spliced from 2 exons. Gene Ontology annotation, cellular component: chloroplast. NCBI's taxonomy places the organism in Eukaryota, Viridiplantae, Streptophyta, Magnoliopsida, Caryophyllales, Amaranthaceae.
AUUCAAUUUAAGAAACACAUUUGGUGAAGCUUAGAUACCAAACCAUACCCAAAUCUAAUGGCAAUUAAGUUGUGCACUUUGUCACCAACUAUUUGUUUCUCUUCCCCAACUUCCAUCAACACCAAAACUUCACCAUGUUUAACAAACACAAUCACAAUCACAAAAACAACAAUCAAAAACUACAAAUAUCAAAUUCGACCUCCAUUACUUCCUGCUGUUCGAGCUUCUUCUGGCCCCAAUUCUUCUGAACCAACUUCACCUUCAAACUCAGUUCCUCCUCCUAAUCUUCAGGACGACUUUACCUACUUGUUGAAGUUAGCUGCUGGUUCAAUUUUCGGUGCAGCAUUGAUCAAAUAUGGCAGUGCUAUUAUCCCCGACAUCACCAAACCCAACAUUACCCAGGCUUUGCUGAUGAUUUCUUCUCCUGUAGUCAUAUCUAUUCUGCUUUUAUCCAACGGUAGUCGUAAAGAAUGACCUCUUGUGUGGUACGGAGUAGCAGGAUGUGGACACUAACGAAUACCAUGGCUAUAUGUUGAAGCAAUGCGGACACUUGAGCCAAGAGGCAAACAAAGAUUCAGUUGUAUAUUAUGAAGUUACAGCAGUUAUGUACAUCAAUUAGUGUUCAUAACAACGAUUGGAAUGCAAGUUGCAAAUUUCGAAAACUUGUCUAAUGUUGUAAUACUCACUCUUUUGUAGCAGUUCUAGAUGCAUUUCUUGGUACAAAAUACGAGUAUGUCUCUACCCAAUAACAAAAUUCAUUUUUGUUAGUACCAACUAAUAUUAUUUAUUGUUACCAAAUUGAAUGAA